This is a messenger RNA of Trichoplax adhaerens, 813 nucleotides long. RefSeq lists its product as uncharacterized. NCBI's taxonomy places the organism in Eukaryota, Metazoa, Placozoa, Uniplacotomia, Trichoplacea, Trichoplacidae. Gene Ontology annotation, molecular function: cyclin-dependent protein serine/threonine kinase regulator activity. The record is from RefSeq and is a predicted model, not a curated record. Bases 1 to 813 code for a protein of 270 amino acids. Gene Ontology annotation, biological process: mitotic cell cycle phase transition; regulation of cyclin-dependent protein serine/threonine kinase activity. The transcript has 6 exons. Gene Ontology annotation, cellular component: nucleus; cytoplasm; cyclin-dependent protein kinase holoenzyme complex.
AUGGUUGUUAGCCCAGAUCGCAAUGUCUCGUCUGAAAGUGUUGAAAAGCCACAGAGUAAUAAGAGGAAGGCAACUUCCGUACUUGACGUAGAUGUCUAUGCAGACGACAUCCAUUCGUAUUUACGAAAAGCAGAGUACUUUCAUCGGCCUAAAUACGAUUACAUGGAAAGGCAAUGUGACGUCAAUGGCACAAUGAGAUCAAUCUUGGUAGAUUGGUUAGUUGAAGUCAGCGAAGAAUAUAAAUUAAGGGAGAGAACUUUAUAUUUGGCAAUAUCAUACAUUGACCGCUUUUUAUCGGCUAUGUCUGUUCGACGUAGUAAAUUACAAUUGGUUGGCACAGCAGCCUUAUUUAUAGCAGCUAAAUUUCAAGAAAUAUAUCCACCAGAUUGCGCAGAAUUUGCGUACAUCACCGACGAUACAUAUAAUAUAAAACAGGUUUUAAAAAUGGAAUCACUUAUGUUAAAGGUCCUUUCCUUUAACUUAUCAAGUCCUACAGCCGUCGAUUUCUUGGAGCGUUACGGUAGUGAAGCUGGAUUAGAUAGCGAAAUUCGUGAGUUAUCUAUGUACUUGACGGAAUUAACGCUCAAAGAUUAUGGCUUCUUACAAUUUAUGCCGUCAUUGAUUGCUGUAUCAGCCGUUUCUUUGGCUUUGCAUACGUUUAAAUUGAAAUAUUGGCCACAAGAAUUAUCAACUUAUACCAAUUACCAAUGGCAACAAGUUUCACCUUGUUUAAAUAGAAUAUUUGAAGCGUUUCGAUUGGCUCAUACUCAGCCUCAACGCGCGGUUGUAGAGAAAUACAAAUCUCCUCGGUAA